Molecule: messenger RNA, 291 nt
Organism: Adineta ricciae
Lineage: Eukaryota; Metazoa; Rotifera; Eurotatoria; Adinetida; Adinetidae
Source: the annotation of a GenBank genome assembly
AUGUCUUCGUAUCGACUUGAUACGCCAUUUAAUUCGUUGACAAUCACCUCAGCGUCAUCAAUAUCGACAACAACUAUGACAACAACAGCGGCUGCUGCUAAUCGUUAUUUAUUAGAUGCCGAUCCUCGACGUUUAUCUACCGUAAAUACGACAAAUACGAAUAUAUCUGGUGCAAAUCUCCACCAACGUCGUACAUCAAUUGUUAAUCAUCAUCAUCAACGUCGAAAUUCUCAAUUGCGUAAAUCAAGUUUUAGUACUUCAACAUUGGUAUGUGUGACAAAAUCUAAUUAG